Molecule: messenger RNA, 1611 nt
Organism: Aspergillus pseudoviridinutans
Lineage: Eukaryota; Fungi; Ascomycota; Eurotiomycetes; Eurotiales; Aspergillaceae
Product: threonine synthase THR4
Exons: 2
Coding region: 1-1611 (536 amino acids)
Biological process (GO): L-threonine biosynthetic process
Molecular function (GO): threonine synthase activity; pyridoxal phosphate binding
Source: RefSeq, a predicted model, not a curated record
AUGUCUCAUACGCUUUCGCAAAAAUAUCUCAGCACGCGGGGUGCCUCCUACGGGCUGUCCUUCGAAGAUGUCGUCCUUAAGGGAUUGGCGUCCGAUGGUGGCCUGUUCAUCCCCGAAGAGAUUCCCUCGCUUCCUGCGGGAUGGGAGACGGAGUGGCGGGACCUGAGUUUCGAAGACCUGGCAUAUCGUAUCAUGUCGUUGUACAUCUCACCAAGCGAAAUCCCCUCGGAAGACCUCAAAGAUAUCAUUAGACGCUCAUACGCUACGUUCCGGCACCCUGAGCGGACCCCUCUGGUUGAAUUGGACGGAAAACGCAACCUCUAUUUGCUCGAAUUGUUCCACGGACCAACAUUCGCCUUCAAGGAUGUCGCGCUACAGUUCCUCGGAAACCUCUUUGAAUAUUUCUUGGUGCGCAAGAAUGAGGGCAAGGAGGGCAAGGACAGACACCACUUGACCGUUAUUGGUGCCACCAGUGGAGAUACUGGAUCUGCAGCCAUCUAUGGCCUCCGGGGCAAGAAGGAUGUCUCCAUCUUCAUCCUCUUCCCCACUGGACGGGUGUCGCCUAUCCAGCAGGCUCAGAUGACGACAGUCUUGGAUGCCAACGUACACAACCUGACAGUCGAGGGCUCUUUCGAUGAUUGCCAGGACAUUGUCAAGGCCUUGUUCGCCGACCCUGAUCUCAACUCAACCCACAACAUUGCCGCUGUCAACUCCAUCAACUGGGCUCGUAUUCUGGCUCAGAUCACAUACUACUUCUACUCCUACUUCUCUCUUACCAAGACCCCUGGCUUCUCCAAAGACACGAAGAUGCGCUUCGUUGUUCCUUCAGGAAAUUUCGGUGACAUCCUCGCCGGAUGGUUCGCUAAGCGCAUGGGCCUUCCCGCAGAGAAGCUCGUCAUCGCAACGAAUGAGAACGACAUCCUGGACCGCUUCUUCCGUAGUGGUGGCCAGUACACCAAGAACACCGCACAGGCCGACGGCGUUAAGGAGACUCACAGCCCCGCUAUGGACAUCCUCGUCAGCAGCAACUUCGAGCGUCUCCUUUGGUUCCUUGCCUUCCAGGCGGAUGGCGCCAGCUCUGCAGACGAAAGACGCAAGCACGCCUGCGAGAGCGUCAGCAAUUGGCUCAAUCAGCUCAAGACACAGGGUGGCUUCACCGUACCCCAGGCCGUCCUCGAGGGCGCCAAGGCCGAGUUCGAGAGUGAGCGGGUGAGCAACGACGAGACCAUUGAUCAGAUCAAGUCCACCUACACCUCUUCCUUCCCCUCCAACCUCGGCCCCGGCAGCGCCAAGAGCUCCAAGACUGGCGGCUACAUUCUCGACCCUCACUCUGCCGUCGGUGUGCGGGCAGCUCUCCGUUCCAUCGAGCGUAAUCCUGGGGUGAAGCAUGUCUCCCUCUCCACAGCCCACCCGGCCAAGUUCGCAAGCGCUGUCGACCUGGCCCUGCGCGCCGAAGACGGCUAUGACUUCACCGAGGUUCUUCCCCAGGAAUUCAUUGGGCUCGAGCAGCGCGAAAGCAGAGUCACUCCUAUCCGCGCCGGCGCCGGAUGGGUGGGUGUCCGAGAAGUGGUCAAGGCCGAAGUCGAGCAGGAGCUCCAGGGCUUGAGGUAG